AUGAAAAUUGCGCUUGUUACGCUGGUGGCGGGCUUGCAUAUUGCAAAAACACAGAAAGUGUCAACUCAAGAUGGCCCACUUCUUGGACAACGUCUGUCACUGUUGGGCAAGUCCCUUGACGUAUUCUAUGGAAUCCCAUAUGCCAAGCCUCCUGUAGGUGAUCUCCGCUUCAAGCACCCCCAACCUUCAGAGUCAUGGGGACCGGAUGUUAGAGAUGCACAGAAACCAACGCCAUCUUGCAUUCAACCUGAAGAUGUAUUCACAUCUCCAGAGGUUUACAGACAGGUCCCGGAUGAUACCAGUGAAGACUGCCUUCAUCUUACAGUGUGGGCGCCAUCAGACAAUGCUGGCAAUCUGGCAGUGAUGGUCUGGAUCUACGGGGGAGGUUUCUAUUUUGGAUCUUCACGAAUGCCACUAUAUGAAGGAAAAUAUCUUGCAGCAGAGAAUGACAUCAUCGUUGUUUCAAUGAAUUACAGACUGGGGCCAUUAGGGUUCAGCUAUCUGGGGCCAGAUACCAUCCCUGGAAACAUGGGCUUGAUGGAUCAACGACUUGCCUUACAGUGGGUGAAAGACAACAUUGCCAACUUUGGUGGAGAUCCAUCUCGGGUGACAAUAUUUGGAGAAAGUGCUGGUGGUGUCAGCGUAGGACACCACCUGGUGUCACCAUUGUCACGUGACUUAUUUCAGAGAGCCAUCAUGCAGAGCGGAUCCCCGAAUUUCCCAUGGGCUUACACUUUUCCACACACAGCAAAACGGAAAUUGAAGCAGUUUGCUGAUCUCCUUGGAUGCCCGUCAUCUUCAACUGAUGCAGAGAUCUAUGACUGUGUAAAGAAAGCAGAUGCUCAAACUAUGGCAGACCUUCAGCUUAGUGAUUUGUUAGAUGAAGGACUUGCAUUUGGUCCAGUUGUGGAUGGGCACUUCCUCCCCAAUGACCCCCAAACUCUUCUGACCACCGGUUCCAACAAGCAGGCUAGUGUAAUGCAUGGUUUUACUAAAGACGAGUUAACAUUGUCUAUAGCAGUUGCUUUGAAGCAGAUGAGAAACAUAUCUUCAUUACCGGAAACAUUGAUUUUAAGCCGCACAGAGUAUGAAAGUUUUCUUUCCUAUGAUAGAAUAGGUGGUAAAGGAUUUGAAGAGCCUCUUCGCCUGUUUUAUGAAAGUCAAACAUCCCGGUCUUAG
This is a messenger RNA of Haliotis rubra (blacklip abalone), 1179 nucleotides long. RefSeq names its product cholinesterase-like. Lineage: Eukaryota; Metazoa; Mollusca; Gastropoda; Lepetellida; Haliotidae. Gene Ontology annotation, biological process: acetylcholine catabolic process; choline metabolic process. The transcript has a single exon. Gene Ontology annotation, cellular component: plasma membrane. Bases 1 to 1179 code for a protein of 392 amino acids. Gene Ontology annotation, molecular function: acetylcholinesterase activity. The record is from RefSeq and is a predicted model, not a curated record.